This is a messenger RNA of Panonychus citri (citrus red mite), 767 nucleotides long. RefSeq lists its product as uncharacterized. The record is from RefSeq and is a predicted model, not a curated record. The transcript is spliced from 4 exons. The coding region runs from base 132 to 767 and encodes 211 amino acids. Gene Ontology annotation, molecular function: protein binding. NCBI's taxonomy places the organism in Eukaryota, Metazoa, Arthropoda, Arachnida, Trombidiformes, Tetranychidae.
CUCCGAAAAGAAAAUUCUAAUAACCCGCUAAAAUGAUUAUCUCUAAGUAAAAAUCCGCCAAAAUUUUUUUUUCAAUAUUCAGAGUAACCUGUUCACUCAAAGUUCUAGUUCGUUUUAACAACACAAUCAACAUGAAUCUUAAUGAUCUUCCUGAUAUUUGUUUGAUGACAAUAUUUGAUAAGUUCGAUGAGCUCGAAGAUCUUAUAUCUUCAUCUGCAGUUUGUUCAAAAUGGCGGAAAUUGGUUCAGAUUCGAUAUGAGAAAAUCACAGCGUUAACAUUUGUGUCAAGAAGGAAGAUAUUACCUCCGCCUCACAAUAUCUACACCAAGAGUUAUCUAUUCAUAGAGAAUAUCAAUGUGGCCGAAGUAUUUCCGAACCUCGAGCUAUUGGAAGUUCUUUAUAUUCCUUCUACUCCUCCAACAUGUCCAUGCAGAGUUAUAGCAAAUGUAUUGUCUACUGGGAAUCCACUGCGAGGUUUAUCAACUCGACUUGAAUGCAAAAGUGAAGUAGAAAGUGUUGAUGAUCGUGAAUGUGACGUUGACCUUGACCAACAAAUAGUUAAACACUGUGGUAAUCUUACUCGACUAUUGGUGAAUGAUUCUGGAUUCUUGAAUCUCUUUUUCAAUAAAUACAAAUUCGGUGAAAAGUUGAAAAUGUUUGGUGGAUUUUGUGGAUCUAAAAUAGGUACUUUCAUCACUUAUGCUAAUCGAAUGCCGAAUCUUAAAAAGCUCUUUGCAAAUGAUCUUAAAGGUAAUUUUCACUUUUAA